UAAAUGUUUUUAAGGCUUCACAUUUGGCACCAAAGUAUAAAGAGUCAGGAUUAAAGCUUCUGAUUAGAGAUUAAAAACACAAAGCAAUGUAAAUGUGUGGAUUUGCAGCUUUUUUCCAGCUUUUCGGUGUAAAUAUGAACCAGCGGGGGGAAGACAGAGGUGCAGCGGUGAGGCUUAAAGUGACGCUGGAGGCUGAGGAGAGGGGUGGCAGAUUAGAGGGAUUACACCAUUUCAGGAUGCGUUUGUGACCAGAAAUUCCCCGAGAAAGACAGAAGAGAAGAAGAGUUGGAGUGGCGUCGCUCGGCUUCUAUUGGCCGGUUGGGAUUACAGCCGGAGAGGUGAGGCCGGCGACGCUGGGCGGGAAGAUGAGGAGCGUCCAGAGGCGGCUGCAGACGCACAAAUCAGGUUCUUAAGGAGCUUUUUGGUUCAGGGCUCUGGACCAAGCGGAGAUCACCAGAGGAUUGGAGGCUCAGAGGACGAAGCCGAGAGGCGGCUGUUUGCGGCAGCGUCGGGCCUGAAGGUGUUAAUCAGAGAGAUAUUAGCCUCAGAGUUCAUGUGGAGGUCUGGGAGAAGAUCAAGUCUCCUCAUGGCUGCUGUCGGCUGCUUCCAUCUGAGGAUGUUCUCAGGUCAGCCGGUGUUCGGACACAUCAGUUCCCACGGAGAUCAGUAGCAUCCACAUCUGCAUCCUCUGGAUUUAUUCACCUCCAUCUGUCCUCUCCAACCCGGUUCCUUCUAAUCGCUCUGACUGUCACCUACCUCACCAGCUGCUGGUCUCCACGGUUACAUCACCUUCAUGUUUUAAAGCUGGCAGCUGGUCACCUGUGGCAGCCUCCGUCCGUCAGAGCCUUCCUCCCCCGUGGCCAUGCUGGAGAAGCUGUCCCGCCGCUCCCGCUCCCUGCUGUCCCUCACCCUCACCACGCUGGCCCUGGCCCUGUCCAUCCUGGCGCUCUGCACCUCCUACUGGUGCGAAGGAACCCACAAGGUGGUGAAGCCGCUCUGCCUGUCGCCGGUCAAGAUGAAGAACUGUGGGCAGAACAACAGCGAGCCGUACACCACAGAGAGUCCAACUCAGAACCCGUUCAACCGGACCUUGUCUCCGGCCCGGAGGGAGGAACUGGCCAAGAUCCGACAGCGGCAGCUGGCCAACGCCGUCCAGUACAUCUGGGAGACGGGAGAGGACAAGUUCGCCUUCAGAUAUUUCCACACGGGAUUCUGGGAGAGCUGCGAAAAACACAGUGAUGGGGAGAAAUGUCGCAGCUUCAUAGAGUUAACUCCAGGAGAAACACAAGGUGUUCUGUGGCUGUCGGUGGUGUCUGAGUUCACCUACAUCGGGCUGCUGGGGAUGGGUUUCCUCCUGAUGUGGCUGGAGGUCUUGUGCUCCCAUAAAGAAAUGCACUCGCUGAAGAUCAACGCCUUCGCAGCCAUCUGCACGGUGCUGUCAGGUCUUCUUGGGAUGGUGGCCCACAUGAUGUACACCACGGUGUUCCAGAUGACGGUGAUAGUUGGACCCAAAGACUGGAGGCCUCAGUCCUGGGACUACGGCUGGUCAUUCGCUCUGGCUUGGGUGUCCUUCAGCUGCUGUAUGGGCGCCGCCGUGGUCACCCUCAACUCCUACACCAAGACCAUCAUCGAGCUCCGGCGGCGGCAGAGACUCCAGCUGGAGGAGGCCAGAGCCGCCACCCGGGCCCCGGCCUACGAGGAAGUGGUCCCGGGCGGCGGGCUCUACUCCGUCAGCGGCCUGCUGCAGUGUCCAGACGGGAUGAUUGAUGUGGCCUGGGCCCCAAACGGCAGCGUGGUCGGAGUCGGGAACGGAGACGUGCCGACGUUGGUGCUGGUGGGAGGAUGUGGACCGGAGGGCUGCGAGGACUGUGAGAGGGAGAUGGACGAGAUGGAGGACGCCAUGGACCGAGUAGAUUCACCCUGUUAGGGCUUUAAAAGGACCAAGAUACAAAACCAGAUCCUGGUGCUUCCUCACCUCCAGCUUGACUUCCAGUAGUCCUCUCCAAAGCCCUGGAGAAUGGUCUGAUUCAUCACUUAAUCAUUCUGCUGUAGGGGUAAAAAGAAAACAACAAUCUGGCUUGUUUGUAUUUCUUUAAACCAAUCACAGUUGUUCUGGGCGGGGCUAAGCCCAGGAUGCAGUGAUGGUGUCCCUGCAAAAUAACUUUAGGGAAUUGUUCUGGUGGAACGUUUGCACAAAGGGAGGUGAGCCAAGCACUUUGAGUUUUUAGGUUGCUGCUCAGAGGUUGUUGUUUUCUGUGGUGGAAGAGAUUUUUAAAACACACAGAUAGCAGAAAAGGAGGAUAAAUCUGCUGCCACAAUGACAGUCUUACACCAGAAAUCUACAUCUGAUGAGUCAGACGAGGGGAUUAAGUAAAGGGACUGCAUAAACUGAAAAUAAAAGACACUGUCAGUGAACUGAAACACAAAUCUUAAACUGAAGAAUGGUCUGCUGCACCUUAUUGUUAUUCUGCUAAGGGGUAGAAACACUGUGACAUGUUUGUAUUUCUUUAAACCAAUCACAGUUGUCCUGGGCGGGGCUAAGCCCAGGAUGCAGUGAUGGUGUCCCUGCAAACUAAGGUUUGGGGUAAUUGCUGUGGUGGAACGUUUGCUCACGGGGAGGUGGACCAAGCAGGUCUGACUUGAUCCAAGUCGUGUAGGUUGCCGCUCGGAGGUUGUUGCUGUUGUUUUCUGUAGUGAAAGGGAUUCUUAAAACACAAGAUAAGUUUACAUCUGAUGAGUGAGACGUGGGGAUUAAGUAAAGGGACUGCAAAAA
Molecule: messenger RNA, 2773 nt
Organism: Amphiprion ocellaris (clown anemonefish)
Lineage: Eukaryota; Metazoa; Chordata; Actinopteri; Pomacentridae
Product: germ cell-specific gene 1-like protein
Exons: 7
Coding region: 863-1927 (354 amino acids)
Cellular component (GO): plasma membrane
Source: RefSeq, a predicted model, not a curated record